AUGGCAGCUGGCAGCCCAGACUACUUCCCGCCAGCGAGUCUCGGUUGGAUCAUAUACUGCGCCUUAGUUGCGGUGCUGUUCGCCGGCCUGAAGCUGCUGAACCACGGCCUGCAUCACAUGUACGACACCACCGAGUGCAUCAUCGUGCAGCCCCCCAGCGAUCCCAACGCCACUGACAACACUGCUCCCGACGAAGGCAUGGAGAUGCAAAUGCUGAAGUUGGGCGGAGCGCCGGCCACGGGGAGUGACAACGAGUCAGUCACCUCACUCGAGUACCACAAACCUAAUAACAGUACUAUAGAUUUAAAAGUAGAUGUCCACCGAAAGAACAGUUCGGAGUCCAGCAUGGAAGACAGCGCCAUGUCUGCCAAGCAGACGGAAGCUGUGGCCGCCACCAAGUCGGACCUGUGCGUGGCGCAGGCCGCCGACAUGCCCGGCCCUUCCAAAACCCGUCCAGCUACCAGGAGCCGAUCUAAGUCCGGCCACAGGAGGGAACGAACCUCUAAAAGGAGGACGCACGGCACCCGCAUCGACGAACUCAUCGGUGAAGCUUCUAGAAGUAACAGGGUCGAGAAUAACUUGCCCGUUCAUAUGCUAGUCGACGAAGGCCCCUUCGCUAAAGUCAGUAGGCGCUACCACGAGUGCCCGCACCGACGUGGCUCAAGCAAUAAGGACUUUUUCAAAGAGUGGCUUUACCUCGACGGUAGCGAGGCUACCGGGGAACCAUACCAGUCUAAGUUCGCCCGGCAACUGAGCUCCGACUCGAGAGAUAACUCCGAGCCUAGCGUCGGUCCACCGUCCCCUAAGAAGAGGACAGCGCAUCGCCGGAGGUACGCUAACUACCCAGAUGAAAGUUGCACCAAAUCCGCCAUGGCGCUGGCAACCCAGCAGUCGUCCAACAUGCGCAGGAACUCCAACUCCACGAUGUCCACCAUUCAGCUCCCGCUUUUGAAUUCAACCGCGCAGCUCGUAUCGCAUAUGAGGAGGCACUCCAACAAUGCUGAUACUGGAUUCUUCGCUAGUGUAGAACUCGGUGAGUACAUGAUGGUGAAAGCCGAAGCUCCAGCAGGCGAUACAGAGAAGAGUAAAGGAAAGAGUUCAGGUUUCAGAAGAAUUAAAAGCGCCGCGUUAGAAAUCGGGUGUCCACCUCCGAGCGUUUCGAAUCUAUCUCCUCAUCCUAAUAGUGCAGAAACUAUCGGCGGUCAGAUGUUGAAGAACCCGAAAAGUGCUGUUAUUCCACCACCUAGCAAAAGCUUAACUCGCGGUCCACAUUUAAAUCUGUAUCCGAAGAAUGAAUCGGGAGAAGGAUGUAGCUAUCCAUAUUUAACCUACGGUUCCGAAAUUGUGUACCCAAUCGCAGAAAUAUCUGAUGAAAUGCAAACGUCACAGAAAGAAACAGACCUGGACUCGAGCGGAGAGAGCUACAGUGAUUAUGAUGACGAGAAGCAAUUCCGGGGCUUCGACUGGGACGCCGAACAGUCGUCAGCGAUGCGCUCCAGUGAUUCGGAUUAUGAAAACAAUGGAUCCAGGUCGCCAUUGCUUGACAGGCCCUCAGACGUGCGAGUGGUGCGGAGCAAGACUCACGGGGACAGCAAGAAGCACUGCUGUGAGCGACACACAAACAAACAUAACUUGGACUGUCCCAACGACAAAAGCAAACCUACAAGACUGAAAAAGCUUCCCAAACACGAGCCACAAUACGAAGCUAAGCGUUCCGAAAGGGCAGCUCCUUGCUGCGAAUGUAAAACCAACAUCAACACUAACGUUGACUAUUUUGAAAAGGCCAGCGCUAGUUCCAAAGACUUAUUAAUAGAAAAAUCCAGUUUGGAGUCUAAUGAGGCACAAGAACCGCCCGAAAAAAAGGCGGAAGAUAAAAAAGUCGUUGAAAAGAAACUGUGGGACCACAAUAUCUGUAAUUCUAGCAGUAGUAGCGAUACUUACGUAGAGGGAGUUGCGAAAAUGUUUAAACCAGAAAAGAGCACCGCUCCCGAAACCGAGGAGUCGCAACUAACUUGCGACAGCAGCCGCAGCGCUGACGAGCGGAGCGUGUACAGCCUGGACUGGCUCUUCGAGGAGUCGGAUCUGGCCGCCGCCUGCAGCAAGGACGCAGGCGCCUGCGCGCUCGCAGAAGAUGUACUGAACCAAAAACUAGCCAACGCCCUCGGCGAAUCAUCUUCCAACGUUCCAAAAAACUUGGGCGCUAUACCAAAGCAGAUAAAAAACUUAGCGCGUUCGCGAGCUUCCUCGCAGAAGGAGAACAAGAAGAGAGAUUCUAAAAAAGAAAAAGAUGAGAAUCAAAAUGAAGAAGUUUCCUUCGACGCGGUGGAGGCUCAGGCUGCUUUGGUACAAGGGUUGGAAUGCUUGUUUGCGGCGACGAACGCCAACACCGUGGUGAUGCCGCCCACCAACCGGGACGAGCGGCCGCGUAGCCACAGGCAGAGCAUUCGGGGCGAGAGAGAGAAUUCGCACAAAACUAGAAAACGAUCCAUUGAAGAAGUAGCACAAACUUCUACCAACACCCUUCUUCCUACCUCCAUGCCUCUACUGGCAGCUUUCCUCAACUCCAGAGUGGACUUCGGGCCCUGCUGUGCACCAUCACACGCCACCAACGGUACUGAGGCAGCUCCGCCCCAGAACGCGCAGGCUGCAGAAGAAGCGCCGCGGUUUAGACCUCUAAUGGAUAGAAACCAUAGAAACCGGAUUAGAAAAAUUAAACGUUCAACUCGACAGCGAAAUAAUCCUUCUCAUCAGAGCAAUGCAAACAAAAGAAACAAGGCACCAGCUCCGGACAGCUCCAAUAACUCCAACAAUGUUCAUUUUGCGACGUCCUUCGACGACACGACGGAUGGGGCAAUACACUGCUUCAUGGAUGAGUACGGCAACUGGAUGUCAUACACCUUCGACAAAAACAGUUCAGGUCGUGCCCAAGCGCAACCGAUCCCUUUGCCGGAGAAGGAAGAUGGAAUGCGCAUAAACAGGGUUAAACCUAUUGAUAACCCCGACAACUCACAAGAAACUGCCGGUGAAGGUAGCUGUGGCUCUCUAGAAUCUGAAGCAGGCAACAGUGAAAGCAUACCCAAAACUAAACGAGGAGACAGCAUCGAUCAAAGCUCCUCCAACCAGGGGAGCAACAACCCGCUACUGUCGAGCAACAAUAACGUGUCGGCAGUGGUGCCUAUAAACACGAAUAAUGCCAACAAGCGGUUCUACGUGUUUGACGGAGGGACUGGUGCGCACGCCGACCAGCCCCGGUCCCCCGUGGCGUACGUCACUGAUAGUUUACUAGAACAAAUAGAGGCUGAAAGACAAUCGCGCAUGGGGCUACCGAGCAUGCAUAUAAACUUCCUCAUGAACCAGCAGAGGGCACAACAGAUGGCUCAGCAACAAGCUGAAAAUACAUACGCCAACAUACCGAGCCUGAUGCCCUCAAUAGGCGAGGAGAGCGUAGAAAUAAACCAUAGGAGUAAAUUCUCAAAAUUAAUGGACGAAAUGGAGAAGGCGAAUCAGCCGAAACCAAAGAGUUACUACAAGUUUAAACUUUCAAAAUGUUUCGAACUGAAGGUUACCAUGGAUAGGCUGCAGCUGAUGGCGUUGUUUGAUAGAAACUUGACGUUCAAGGAAACCUUCAUCACAAUAUUUCUGGCUGUGAUGGUGGCCGUAUUGGGUUCCAUGGUGUUGAACCUUGGCUUCUACAGGGAUAUAUACGCGUUUUGGUUUUGUUUCAUAAUGGCGGGCAGUCAGUACUCGCUACUAAAAAGUGUUCAGCCGGAUUCUGCGUCACCGGUGCAUGGCUUCAACAAGAUGGUGGUGUUCUCCCGUCCGGUCUACUUUUGCAUAUGCACGGCACUAUUGUGCGGGGUGCACAGUUAUUUAGAACAAACAGCGCCCUUUAUGGACGAGGACCACACGAGGCGGAAACGAAGCGUAGACGCCACAAACCCUAUAACUAUAUACGGAUUUGAAAUGAAUGAAAGAGAUUUUUUGCUCAUCAUUCAAGAGAUUCUAUCAAAGUUCCUGUUGUUUUUUCCUUUGGCGUUCAGUUUGGGGUUAUUCCCUCAAGUGAACACGUUCCUCAUGUACUUCUUGGAGCAGGUAGACAUGCACGUAUUCGGCGGUAACGCGACGAGCAGCCUGAGCGCGGCCGUGUACUGCGUGGUGCGCUCCCUGGCCGCCAUCGGGGUGCUGUACGGGUUCGCGUACAGCGGCCUCGUCGAGGGGAAGAAGUCCCAGCACCAGAAGCACAACAUUCUGUUCUCAAUAUUCUGCGGCCUCUUGGUGCCCAUAGCGUACCACUUGAGCCGCAGUGCCAGCGACUACACGCUGAUCUGGAACUUGAUAAAGAAACAUUUGUUACCGCCGGAGUUGUACGUGAUACAUAGUCCGGAGUGCUCCCCGGAGACCGACAAGUCGGACCCCAACACGCUGACCGAAGACAAAAAGAACAAUUCGGAGAGUAACAUAUCGAAACAGAAUUCAAUAGGUAGUUCAGCGUCUAAGAUCAACUUUAGUUCGGAGACGAAUAUUGCUAAGCAGAAGAGGUCUCAGACAUCGAGUGUUAGUUCCUUGAAGAUGGACCCUCGGGGAGGGGACACAAUGAACUCUACGAGUUCCUUGAAGGCUGACGUGCCUCCGGAGGACGAUAAGACUCAGGAUACGAGUACUACGAAUGUGAAGGCCGACUCUGAGAAGCCAGACGAGGACAUGGAGGACCCCCUGCCAAAGAAGUUGCAGGCGACAGUGAACGCGCGGCUCAAGAACGAUGUGAUCGUGUGCACGUUCCUGGGGCUGUUCGUGUUCGGGUUGCACUGCACCACUGUGUUCACCACGCUCAGACCACAACUUAACACGGCGCUGUGGAUAAUAGCGGGAUGCCUGGGCUGGGCGCUGCACUACAUAACCCCGCAGCUGCGCAAGCAACAGCCGUGGCUGUGCCUGGCCGGGCCCGUGCUCAAACAGCACGAACAUGCACAGUUCGAGGUCACCGAACCCGCGCGACUCAUGUGCUUCGAAAAGAUGUUCGUGUACCUGAGCUUCCUGGAGCGCAACGUGCUGUACCCGGCCGUGGUGGUGGCGGCCACGUCGCAGGACGCGCCCGCCAUCGCCACCAAGUACGGGGACGCCGUCGGCGCACUCAUCAUAUGCGUCUGCGCACUCAAAUGCCUAAGAAACGCGUAUUCGGAACCGGAAUCCCAGUACUUGAUCCUGGUGUUCGCAGUGCUUCUCUUCCAAAGGGACCUCAGCAGUCGCAAGAUAUCCGAGACAUUUCUAGUGGACUACUUCAUCACCGCUAUAAUCUUCAGUAAGGUCUACGAGUUCCUUCUAAAGGUGCAAUUCGUGGUGACAUACAUAGCGCCGUGGCAGAUCACGUGGGGGAGCGCGUUCCAUGCGUUCGCGCAACCAUUCUCCGUGCCUCACUCCGCCAUGUUGUUCCUGCAGGCCGCCGUCUCCGCUCUACUCUCCUCGCCGCUCACGCCUGCCCUCGGUAGUGCAAUAUUCAUGACAUCGUACGUGCGCCCCGUCAAGUUUUGGGAGCGCGACUACAACACGAAGAGAGUGGACCAGAGCAAUACGCGGCUAUCUUCUCAACUGGAGCGGAACUUAGGAGCUGACGAUAACAAUUUGAAUUCUAUAUUCUACGAGCACCUGACCCGGUCGCUACAGCACUUCCUCUGCGGAGACCUCAUGCUCGGCCGCUGGGGGCAGGUCCAGCAAGGAGACUGCUUCGUUUUAGCAUCAGACUACCUAAAUUGCUUGGUCCACAUAGUGGAGAUGGGCAAUGGACUGGUCUCCUUCCAGCUGAGGGGGCUCGAGUUCAGAGGGACCUACUGCCAACAGAGAGAGGUUGAGGCCAUCUCCGAAGGCCCUGAGGAGAGUAGCGGGCGUGUGUGGCGCGGGCGGGGCGUGGUGGUGCGGGGGGCGCGCGCUGUCGCUGGGCGCGGCGUGGGCGCUGCGCUGUUAGCAAUGAGUAGUGUGUGUGUGUGCAGAGGGCGUGUGUGGCGCGGGCGGGGCGUGGUGGUGCGGGGGGCGCGCGCUGUCGCUGGGCGCGGCGUGGGCGCUGCGCUGUUAGCAAUGAGUAGUGUGUGUGUGUGCAGAGGGCGUGUGUGGCGCGGGCGGGGCGUGGUGGUGCGGGGGGCGCGCGCUGUCGCUGGGCGCGGCGUGGGCGCUGCGCUGUUAGCAAUGAGUAGUGUGUGUGUGUGCAGAGGGCGUGUGUGGCGCGGGCGGGGCGUGGUGGUGCGGGGGGCGCGCGCUGUCGCUGGGCGCGGCGUGGGCGCUGCGCUGUUAGCAAUGAGUAGUGUGUGUGUGUGCAGAGGGCGUGUGUGGCGCGGGCGGGGCGUGGUGGUGCGGGGGGCGCGCGCUGUCGCUGGGCGCGGCGUGGGCGCUGCGCUGUUAGCAAUGAGUAGUGUGUGUGUGUGCAGAGGGCGUGUGUGGCGCGGGCGGGGCGUGGUGGUGCGGGGGGCGCGCGCUGUCGCUGGGCGCGGCGUGGGCGCUGCGCUGUUAGCAAUGAGUAGUGUGUAGGGCGUGUGUGGCGCGGGCGGGGCGUGGUGGUGCGGGGGGCGCGCGCUGUCGCUGGGCGCGGCGUGGGCGCUGCGCUGGCUGGCGUGGCAGCUGGUGGCGGCGCGCUAUGUGCUGGAGGGGUACUCCGUCUCCGACAACUCCGCCGUCUCCAUGCUGCAAGUCUUCGAGUUCCGGAAGGUGCUUCUCACAUACUACGUCAAGAGUAUAAUCUACUACACAAUCCAGUCAGCUAAGUUAGAAGAGUGGCUAUCAUCGCCUGUAAUAGCAGAGGCAUUGAAACCAAUGAACGAGAGGAAUUUCGUGGAUCUGGACCCCAUAUUCAAUGUCAACUUGGAUGAGGACUACGACUUUAGAGCUUCUGGUAUUACCAGGAGUCGUUUCUGCGCGGUGUACGGGGAGUGGAUCGCGUACUGUGGGGCGCGGCGUGGCGUAGGCUGGAGACGGCGCGGGGGCGCGGGUGGGAGCGCGGGGGGCGCGGGCCCGGGCGCCGCCCUCACCACGCUGUGCUUCGCGCUCAGUCUGCUCGGCCGCCGGGCGCUCGCCGCCGCGCAACAUCUCUCCGCAUCCAGCGUGGAGUUUUUCCUAUACGGCUUGCACUCGCUGUUCAAGGGAGACUUCCGCAUAACAUGCGCGCGCGACGAGUGGGUGUUCACCGAUAUGUCCUUACUGCACUCCGUACUGGCUCCCGCCAUACGAAUGGCCCUCAAACUCCACCAGGACCACUUUAUGUUUCCCGAGGAGUAUUGCAGUAGCUCAGCUCUGUACUGCGCCAUAGCGUCGCAUGCGCAGCGCCUCGUCAUCUGCCACGAGGCCGCCCCGGCCUGGCGGUACAACGUACUGCGCGGGGCGCCGCAUCUACUCGCGCUCAGACACGUGGUGGACGAGGGUAACGACGACUUCAAGAUAAUAAUGCUGAACAAACGGCAUCUAGGGUUCCGCGUCAUCAAACUGAACCGCGAGUGCGUCCGAGGCCUGUGGGCCGGCCAGCAACAGGAACUCGUUUACCUACGGAACAGAAACCCCGAGCGAGGGUCCAUACAGAAUGCUAAACAGGCCCUCCGCAACAUAAUAAACUCGUCGUGCGACCAGCCCAUCGGGUACCCCAUCUACGUGUCCCCGCUGACGACGUCGUACGCCGACACCUCCCCGCAGCUGUGCGAGCUGCUGGGCGGGCCCCUCACUGUCACCGCCAUACGCCAGCGCCUCGCCGCCGCGUGGAGACGGUAA
Messenger RNA from Spodoptera exigua (beet armyworm), 7743 nucleotides. NCBI's taxonomy places the organism in Eukaryota, Metazoa, Arthropoda, Insecta, Lepidoptera, Noctuidae. The record is from the annotation of a GenBank genome assembly.